Mercenaria mercenaria is the source of this 621-nucleotide messenger RNA. RefSeq lists its product as uncharacterized. The transcript is spliced from 6 exons. NCBI's taxonomy places the organism in Eukaryota, Metazoa, Mollusca, Bivalvia, Venerida, Veneridae. The record is from RefSeq and is a predicted model, not a curated record. Gene Ontology annotation, molecular function: calcium ion binding. Bases 105 to 569 code for a protein of 154 amino acids.
CGAUAAGGCAUAGAUGUCACGCAAGGUUAUCGAACAUGUGCAUUGAUAAGCGGCUAUUUCGUCGCCACAGCUUUGGAGUUAUAUUCAUAUAGUUUGCAAACACGAUGAACGCUAUAACACUCCUCGUGUCAGCCGCUUGUGUCAUACAUGCAAGCUACGGUGCCCUGUCUUUACGGCCAUACAACGAGACUGCCUACAGCAUGUUCCUGGCCAAUGACUUUGACGACAAUGGAGUAAUAACGAGACUUGAGCUCGAAUCUAGCUUUGACAAGUACGAUGCGAAUGGUGAUGGUAGAGAGUCACGACACGAGUAUACAGAAUUUAUCUGCAUGACCUCCCCAAGUCUUUACCAGCUAUCACAUUAUCUAUUUGACGAGUACGACAUGGACGGUGAUCAUCAUCUUGUUAAAGCCGAUUACGAUCAUCUCUUUGACAAGAUGGACUCGGAUGGUGACGGAUCUGUAACACCAGAUGAAUUCAUAAACUACUGGGAUUUGGUAUUCCCAAAAUACGAAAAUGUUGGACAGCACGGACAGUCACACUUGCACGGACAUUCCGCAUGUCAUUGAAUGCAUUUUGGUACAGAUACGACUUGGAUUAAAGUUGUGUAAUUAAAAUAAA